AGUCCUGCCUAAGGAAAGUGAAACCGACUGCUACCAACAUAGACGUAAUGCUUGCAACAGUAUGAACUAUAUAACGACAUGUAACACAUUCAUCGAUACACUUCAUCGUUGACACUCGACUGACCGAGUUCUAUUAUCAAAUUAAAAUGUCCUUCGUAAGAUUAGUCAUUUCUGCGCUCGCCCUUAUAGCUAGCUGUAAUGCUAGUGGCGUCGGACACAUCGCUCCUCUCUUCAAACAAUUGUCAGUAGUUCGUUACGCUCCAUUCUACAACUUCCCGAAUGGAGCGAGGUCAAUACAUGCAGUGGCCGCUCCUGUGGCAGUGGCACCUCCAGUAGUAGCGCGGGCGCCAGUGUUUGCAGCUCCUGCACCUGUGUUGCCAGCGCCUGCCCCAGUGUUCCCAGCUCCUGCUCCAGUUUUCCCCGCGCCUGCUCCAGUAUUCUCAGCGCCCGCUCCAGCUCCAGUAUUCGCAGCGCCCGCCCCAGUGUUCCCCGCGCCACCCCCAGCUCCAGUUUUUGCAGCGCCGGCUCCCGUUUUACCGGCACCAGCCCCGGUAUUCCCAGCACCUGCACCUGUAUUCCCAGCGCCAGUGUAUCCAAGAAUAGCUCCAGCUUUUGCACCGGCACCAGUCUUCGCUCGUGCCGUACCUGCGUUGCCAGCAGCGCAAUUCUCACCUAUUGUAAGGCCAGUGGCAGUACCUCAGCCUGCUCCAUUGUUUGCGCCAGCUUUCGCCCCCGCUCCCGUGCCCGUAGCUAGGGCUCCUAUCAGCAUAUCUCCUUAUGGUCCCGUACCAUACGGCCCAGCGCCCAUCCUCAAACAGUUUGCGUGGAAAUGAAUCUAGUCUUAUUUAAGUGUUAUAGUGUCAUUGUUAUCUAGUUAAAACUUAGUUAUAGGUUUUUUGAUACCAAAUUUUGUAAUUAAAUUAUGCAAAUAUAAA
Messenger RNA from Spodoptera frugiperda (fall armyworm), 935 nucleotides. RefSeq lists its product as uncharacterized. NCBI's taxonomy places the organism in Eukaryota, Metazoa, Arthropoda, Insecta, Lepidoptera, Noctuidae. The record is from RefSeq and is a predicted model, not a curated record. The coding region runs from base 147 to 833 and encodes 228 amino acids. The transcript is spliced from 2 exons.